This is a messenger RNA of Hypanus sabinus (Atlantic stingray), 9300 nucleotides long. Its product is annotated as myosin light chain kinase, smooth muscle-like. The transcript has 17 exons. The coding region runs from base 703 to 3327 and encodes 874 amino acids. Gene Ontology annotation, biological process: protein phosphorylation. The record is from RefSeq and is a predicted model, not a curated record. NCBI's taxonomy places the organism in Eukaryota, Metazoa, Chordata, Chondrichthyes, Myliobatiformes, Dasyatidae. Gene Ontology annotation, molecular function: ATP binding; protein binding; protein kinase activity.
CACUUUGGGAGGGGGACAGGUUCGGUUUUGUGGAGGCUUGCAUCAGAGUUAGUUGACCAAAUGACUAUGAAACGUGAAGAGUAACAAAUAAAUAUCCGAAUGAAAAAUAUGUCCCAUCAUUGGGUACUUCUGCAUUGUUCUGCAUUUAUAAGUUUCUUUCCUGCAUUUCAGUUAUUGGGGCCUCACGUGUACACUGUUCCCGAUGUACAAAUCAGCCAUUCAUAGAGAACGGUCGGUUUGAACACAGCCAGUAGCUUGUUACAAUGCUGAAAGGUUUUUAUCGCACACAAAUUGCUAUUUAAUCGGAUUACUGGCAGAAACUGGUCUGACCUUUGUCUUUAAAAGCAUGGGUCACGCAUACGUUAGAUUUUGACAGAGAUCCAUGUUGGAGGAGUUUCCCGAUCGGAUGUGUUGUUCACUGUGCGAUCACACGUCUGUCUUUUCAAGAUCGUGAGGACUGUCCUGGAGCCUGGCCAGAGCUGCGAAUAAAAACCGAGCUUCGGCACUUGUAAAUACACAAGAUCAGAUACAGAGAAGCAUUGCGUUUCCCGUAGUGGAGGCGGAAUAUUAAAAUAUUGAUCGGCUUCAUUUGCGGGAAUGAGUUCUGACAAGACAGUGUUUGAAACGUAUCUUAGAAGAGGUUGAACUGGAUGGGGAAAAAGAUGAUUGAAUUGUGAACUAGAGAGAGAGAGAGCGAAAGCAAUGAAUUACGUUUCUACUCUUCACGUCAGACUGCAGAAACCUUCUCAGCCGCCGGACGACAGGCGGGAUCCAGCCGGCAGGGUUACAUCGCCGGCAGAGCCUGAAACUGGAACUCAGAGACAGGUCUCUGAGAAAGCCCCGGCAGAGCGUCCUGUUUUCACAAAGCUCCUGACAGAUGUCACUGCAGAUGAAAGCAGCACCAUUUUACUGUGGGGCACAGUUGCUGGAAAGAGUCCAAUUACCAUCUCCUGGUUUCUAAAUGGUAAAGCUGCAAAAUUUGGCCAAGCUUCGUUCAACAAUGGUGUUGCCCAAUGGGUGAUUGAGGACUGUUUGCCUGAAGAUGCAGGCACGUACAUGUGCGUUGCAGAAAAUGCCUUGGGAAAAGCUUCAAGCAGUGCAACAGUAACAAUUCGAGACUUUGAAACUCUUCAGCGUUCAAAGCAUUUGCCCAAACAGAUGAGAAGUACAGAUGGUGAUGGAGGGCUUGAUGAGACCCGUUCAGAACACAGAACAAAAAGUUACAGUUUGCAGUCCCAGGAUGAACCAAGUCAAUUUUCAACUGAUCUUUUGUGUCCAGAUGAUGUGAAUCAAAAUACUAGGAACAGAAGCUUUCCUAAAGAUUUAUCCCCUUUGAAGAAGAAGCCGUCUUCAAAAUCAGGGCCGCCUCGAUUGUUGGCGCCACAGACUCAUGUGGAGGUGAAGGCAGGGCAGCGAGCUGAACUGACUGUUGGGAUUGUAGGAACCCCUCCCAUUGCUGCAACAUGGCUGAAGGGGAAAACCCAGAUUGUGAAUAGCUCUCAAAUCUCUGUGGACACGACCAAAGCUGGGACCAAGCUCGUGAUAAGAGCUGUGGAAGUGAGUGACGCUGGACUUUACACACUUGUGGUGAAAGACCAAAAUGGGAACGUACAACAUCAGAUCCAUUUGGCUGUUGUAGACAGGCCAGAGCCUCCAGUGGGGAGGCCUUGUGUCUCUGAUCUCUGCAAGAAUUCCCUCAACCUGUCCUGGUCAGGCCCAUGUUACGAUGGCGGCAGUGCUGUCAAGAACUAUGUUAUUGAGGUGAAGCAAUCUGGUGAUAAGGAAUGGAAAACACUGACCGAUUUCUGUUGUGACACAUCGUAUCAUGUGGACAAACUGAAACCCGGUGUAGAGUACAUCUUCCGUGUUUAUGCAAUGAACUCAUAUGGCAUUAGUGAAGUAGGUGAAGAAUCCAAGCCCAUCAAGAUUACCACUGAAGAAAAAGAAGAGGAGGAGGAGGAGGAGGAAGAGGUAGCAGUUAAUGUGAUAAUUAAUACCUCUCAGAAGCUAACUGAUCUGUACAUACAACAGGAAUGUCUUGGCGUAGGAGCGUUUGGUAAGGUGUACAAGUUGUUGCAAAAAUCCACUGGAAAGAUCCGAGCAGGCAAAUUUUACAAAGCCCGCAGUCUUAAAGACAAGAAAAGUGCUCGUGAUGAGAUAGCAAUUAUGAACUGUCUACACCACACAAAGUUGGUGCAGUGUCUUGAUGCCUUUGAGAGUCGGACGGAGAUUGUCAUGGUGAUGGAAUAUGUCUCUGGAGGGGAGCUCUUUGAGCGAAUCGUGGAUGAGGAUUUUGAGCUCACGGAGCCAACAUGUGUUUCGUACGUCCGCCAGAUCCUGCAAGGGGUCCACUUCAUGCAUCAGCAAAAUAUCGUGCACCUGGACCUGAAGCCAGAGAACGUAGUGUGCGUCAGUAAGGACAGCACGCGUAUCAAAAUCAUUGACUUUGGAUUGGCCCGAAAACUUGAUGCAAAUGAUGUGAUGAAAGUCCUGUUUGGGACACCAGAGUUUGUGGCACCAGAGGUCAUCAAUUACGAUCCAGUAGGAUUCCCCACAGAUAUUUGGAGCAUUGGUGUCAUCUGUUAUAUCCUGCUGAGUGGCUUGUCUCCGUUCCAAGGUGACAAUGACUCCGAGACCCUAAGUAAUGUUACUGCUGCUUCUUGGGAAUUUGAUAAGGACGCAUUUGCUGAGAUCUCUGAAAAUGCAAAGAAUUUUAUCACUUGUUUGUUACAGAAGGAUAUGAGAAAACGUUUAACCAGUGGAGACUGCCUAAACCACCCAUGGCUUCAGAUCAUGGAGAAAGGUUCAGCCAAGAUGCUGUCAAAGGCGAGAAUGAAACGGUUCCUAGCCAGGCAGAAAUGGCGGAAAGCAGGCAAGGUACUACUCGCUCUCAAAAGACUGGCUUUCCCAUUAAACAAGCAUGAUGAUGCAGAAUCUGUGGCUGAUUCUCCAGACAAAAAUGUGUUGAGUCCAACUCAACACGAGAAGGUGUUGUCUCUCAUGGAUGAGCAAAUUCAGAGGAAACCAUUGUUCACCAAAGCCCUGAAGGAUUCGGAAGAGCUUGAAGGCAGCGCAUCCUGUUUACAAUGUCACAUUGAGGGUUAUCCUGACCCUGAGGUGAUUUGGUACAAAAAUGGUGAUCCACUCACUGAGUCGUCACAUUAUCAGAUAGACUAUCAAGAGGAUGGGACCUGCUCACUGAUCAUCACGAAUGUCACUCAGAAAGACUCUGGGAAUUACACAUGCAAAGCAAUGAAUGCAUUGGGUGAGAAGACUUGUUCAGCCAGAUUGAUUGUUUACCCCCUGGAGCUGGUCCAUCGCAGAUAGAAACAUGGCAUCAAGAGAUGAACAAUUGUACAAUAUGUCUGCUACCCAGAACUCAGUCCUCAGUAUCAUAAUGCACGCAGCAGUUAUCAGUGACAGAAGGCAACUAGGUGACUUUUAAUGCCCACCAUUACUCUUAGGUGAGAGGUUGUUAUGGAAACACUGUUAGGUGGGUGUGACCCUCAAUGUACACACCACAGCAAAGCAUGAAAAUUUCAGGGAUUGAAAAUCAGACUUUCAGCUUUCUCAGUUCUUAGUUUGUGUUGAAUGAAUAGGCACUGCAGUGUGAGGGCUGCCUUUAUAAGCUGUUUCUCAGCCAUGAUUAGAGCUCAUUAAAUGCAGACAGGAUUAACUUUUCAGGCUUUCAAGCCAUUUCACUCGUUCCUUGCAGCCAGAUUCUUGCUGUGUCACCUCUUACCUUUGAUUUACAGAAGCUGAAGGUUAAGCAUUUGAUGGCAUGAUUCCAAAAGUUAGGCACAGGAUAUUUUAAACAGUUAUUGAAUAAAAUGGUAAAAGUGAACACAACUGCUUUUGUGGUCCAACUCUGGACAACAUAGAGGCACUACUGCAUCUUUUGAAAAAAGACAUUUUAAAUGUUUUUUCAUGUUUUUAAUUUUUUACUGCUUUAAACUAGAUGUGUAUCCUGUUUAGUUUAGUCUCUGAUCUUAGCCUAGGUGAGCAGAGUGCAAAGGCUGUGGCAAAAGCAAGCAGGUGUGCAGUGUCUAUCCUAGUGCAGGCACUCUCUGCACCUGGCUUUCAGCCUGAAGAUCUGUAUCCUAGAAAGGUGAAGAGAAAAGGCUUAAAUUAAGGCAAAACAUGAGAGAGGACUGUGAAGAAAUCAUAAGGUUAAACCUUACUCAAAUACCACAACAGUUUAUGCAGAGUGAUCUCAUCACCGGAAUCUCAACAAGUUGUGGGCUCUGCUGGGCUCUGUCACUUCCUGCAGCAGCCCCAUAGCAGAUGAGAAUAUGAGAUAAUCAUCCUGUUUCUGAACAGUUAGAACUUGGCCUUUAUCUUUAACCACUGACACCAGUCAAUAGAUCCCAUAAGCUGAAGACUUAUCAACCUCUGCCUUAAAUAUACAUAAAGGCAUGGCCUCCAUAACUGCCUGUCGCAAAGAAUUUCACAGAUUCACUACUCCCUGACUAAAGAAAUUUCUUCUCAUUUCCAUUCAUAGGAAACAUCCCCUCCAUAUCCACUCUAUCAAGUCAUUUCACUAUCUGUCUGGUUUCAGUAAGGUCACCCCUCAUUCUUCUGAACAGCGAAUACAGCCCCAGAGACUUCAAACGCUCUUCAUAUGACAGGCCAUUCAAUCCUGGAAUCAUUUUUGUGAACCCUUUAGAACCCUCUCCAGUUUUAGCACAUCUUUUCUAAGAUAAGGGGCCCAAAACUGCUCACAAUACUCCAAAUGAGGCCUCAACAGUGUUUUAUAAAGUCUCAACAUUACAUCCCUACUUUUAUACUCUAGUCCUCUUGAAAUGAAUGCUAACAUUGCAUUUGCCUUCCUCACCACAGACUCACCCUGAAAAUUACCCUUUAGGGAAUACUACACAAGGACUUCCAAGUCCCUUUGCACUUAAGUUUUUUGUAUUUUCUCUCCAUUUAGAAAAUAGUCAACCCUUUCAUUUCUGAAAGUGCAUAACCAUACACUUCCUGACACUAUAUUCCAUCUAUCACUUCUUUGUCCAUUCUCCUAAUCUGUUUAAGUCCUUCUGAAGCAUCUCUACUUCCUCAAAACUACCUGCCCCUCCAUCUAUCUUCAUAUAGUCUGCAAACUUUGCCACAAAGCCAUCAAUUUUAUCAUCCAAAUCAUUGACAUAUGACGUAAAAUGAAUCAGUCCCAAGACAGACCCCUGAGGAACACCACUAGUCAAUGACAGCCAGCCAGAAAAGGCUCCCUUUAUUUCCAUUCUUUGCCUCCUCCCAACCAGUCACUGCUUUAUCCAUGCUAGUAUCUUUCCUGUAAUACCAUGGGCUCAGAGCUUGUUAAGCAGCCUCGUCUGUGACACCUUGUCAAACGUCUUCUGAAAAUCCAAGCACACAACAUCAUUUGAAUCUCCUUUGUCUAUCCUGCUUGUUAUUUCCUCAAAGAAUUCCAGCAGGUUUGUCAGGCAAGGUUUUCCCCUGAAGAAACCAUGCUGACUACGGCCUAUUUUAUCAUGUGCCUCCAAGUACCCUGAAACAACACCCUUAACAAUCAACGCCAACAUCUUCCCAGCCACUGAGGUCAGACUAACAGGCCUAUAAUUUCCUUUCUUCUGCCUCUGUCCCUUCUUGAAGUGUGGAGUGACAUUUGCAAUUUUCCAGUCUUCCAGUACAAUUCCAAUAUCUAGUGGGUCUUGAAAGAUUGUUACUUAUGCCUCCACAAUCUCUUAAGCCACCUCUUUCAGGACCCUGAGGUGUACACCAUUUGGUCCAGGUGAUGAAGUUACCUUCAGACCUUUCAGUUUCCCAAGAACCUUCUCCCUAGUAAUUGUAACAUCACGCACUUCAUGACCCCUGACACCUGGAACUUCCAGCAUAUUCUCAGUAUCUUCCAGAGUGAAGACUGAUGCAAAAUACUUAUUCAGUUCAUCCACCAUUUCCUUAUCCCCCAUUACAACCUCUCCAGCAUCAUUUUCCAGCAGUCCGAUAUUCACCAUUGCCUCUCGUUUAUACUUUGUAUCUGAAGAAACUUUUGGUAUCCUCUUUAAUAUUAUUAGCUAGCUUAUUUUUAUAUUCCAUCUGUACCUUCUUAAUUAAUUUUUAGUUGCCUUCUGUUAGUUUUUAAAAGCUUCCCAAUUCUCCAACCUCCCACUAAUAUCUGCAGUUUUUUAAGAGCCCUGCACACUUUAAUGAAAUCUAUCUUUUCUAAUUUAACAGUCUUGCAUUAAAACUCAAAUAACAAAAUUGUGAUCUUCCAUCCAUGCCAUAAAGUUACUCUUAAACCUUGCAUGAUUAAGCAUAAAUUGAUACCAUAUUCUAUGCAGCUUUGGUUAAGAACUUGCUUGCUUUCAGCUUGUAAAAUCUUGAUGCAGAUUGAGUAACACCCUCCGUAAUUCCAACAUCUAAAAACCUCUGGAAUCCAAAUUUUCUUUGAGUUGCUGACAUGGUGUCACAAAUAGAAAGUUCCACCAGGCACUGGUAAAGUUCCCAGGCAAUGCACAGAUCUCUGCGCACCAUGGACAAUUCUGAGAAAUGAUCUCCCAUGUGUAAUAAAGAAAAAUGUUGUAUAGAGCAAACAAUGAAGAUAUCGAAAGAUUGUAUUGAAAGAUUGGUUUCAUCACUGUCAGAGUGAACACAUGCCACUUAAUGGUCUGCUGAUCAAGAAACAAGCAAAGGCUAUCAAGAUGAACUGAAAAUCGAAGAUAAUUGUGAAUAUUCUGCAGGCUGGUUGCAAAAAUUUAAGAAUAAGCAUGGCAUUAAAUUUUUAAAGAUUUGUGGUGAUAAGGUAUCUACUAAUCACAGAGCAGCAGAGAAAUUUAUUGAUAAGUUUGCCAAGAUCAUCAGUGAUGAAAAUCUAACACCCUGAACACUGUUAAGUACAUACGUGUGAUGAACAAGUGUAAGACAAAGACUGCUUACUGGUAGCACGUAAAUUCAUAGUUGGAAAUUAUGGCGAUCCCAACUAUCUCAUUAUAUAUUCCUAAAUCCCAAAAUACAAGCCUUUUGGAUAAGGGGUACUCAACCUGUAAAACAAUUGUAUUUUGAAAGGGUUUUAAUCAGGCAUCAUAAUAUCUACUAACAUAGUAUAUUUUUGCAUAAUUAACAUUCUGGAGCUCAUGUUAUGAUACCUGUGCAUUGUAAAGAAAGGUUCUUGGGGCAAUUUGUAUUCAGUGUUAUGUCAGAAUUCAGCAAUAAAGUCAAAUAUUAUGAAGACUUUACAAGUAAAGUUAAAUAGUUAUCAAAUGGCUUUUGCCAACAUCAGAUGUUGUCAUUUUGUCUCUGGUAUUUGAGGUCAAGUUUUGUUGUAAAGUUUGGUGCUCUGGUAGAAUUCGCCCUCCUGAAUUCCUGAGUGUUCUUGACUUAAUGCCGCAGUGUACCAUCUGCUCCAGUCUUGUCACCAGUUUAGACUGAUAUUAGCUGAAAAAUUCAACUGACAAGCAAUAAGGUCUCAAAAGAAGAUGGCAUCCCUGCUCACAUUCGAAAAUUGGAUGGAGAGAACCUUCAAGUAGCUUCCUCUUCCAAUGCUAAGCAGGGGAGGACAUGCCAGGGGACCUCCAGAUUUUUUCAAUUGAGCACCCCAGGAAAGAAAACACUUAAUUGUGGGCAUCUCUGCUUCCUGCCACAGGGGAAUUUAUCACCCAGGAUUCUCCUCAACCACUUUUCCCAGUGGCCAAGAAGCUGCUUCUCAACAUCCUUUGGAAAUAAUAAUUUUAUUGACCAUCUACUUCUCCAUUGACAGCAUUCUCACCAUUGGCCAGAACCUAAAAUGAAACUGGCUCCUCAAAUACUUCCCUUCAUUUAUCAUGGUGCACCUUAAAAUGCAUUCUCCCUGCCUCUGUGCUUAAGAAGCUCAACACAAUCAAGGGAAAAGCAGCCUAGUUGAUAUGCGCCCAAAACACUCCCUCCCUCCAGUGGCUGCAAAACACAUUUCAGUUAUUUUCUGGGGGUGACCAAUGGGACCUCUCCAAUGACCACCUGAAAAUACCAGGGUGUCAGACUCAUUGGUAAACCACCAUUGUAUUUUUCCCUGGAAUUUAUGCAUCACCCUGGUUUGAAAAUAUAUCUUCAUUCUUUCACUCCUGGGCCUAGGUUGUAGACUGUAGUACAACUGCUAGAACCACUGCUUCAGAGUGCAAGAGACCUGGGUUUGAUUGCAGAGUGUGUGGGGUUUAUCUGCUCUCUCUCUGACCAUGGGUUUCUUCUGGAUGCUCUGGUUUUCUCUCACCGUGAGGUAUGUGGGUUUGUUGACUAAUUAGCAACUUAAAAUGGCACCUAGCAUGUACAUGGGUGAUAGAGUCUGAGGAAGGUUGCUGACAGCAUGGGGAGAAUAAAAAUGAGGAUUACUGCAAAUGGAUGGUUAAUAGCACCUACUUGGUGACCAGACAGGCCUGUUUCCAUGCUGUGUCUCUCUAUGAGUCAAUGGUAAGCAUUUCCCUUUGGAAUAGUUGGGAAGGGCCAGAGGAAUUUGGCCUGCAGACUCUAUUCUCGCAACCAAAUACUGAUGUAAAUUUCACCAUGAAGCCAGCCUUAGAAAUUUUGUCAGCUAUAUCUUUGAAAAGUUAUUAAACGUGAAGUGAUAGAAGCUAAGGGAAACUAUUUCAGCAGCUCUGCUGAGUAAGUGAUUGUGAGGCAGCCCACAAUAUUGCACAUAAGCUACAUUCAGCUAACUCUUAUCAGUGGGAAUAAUAAAUCCCGGGGAAUAACAUCAUAACAGCACUAAAACUAAUGUGUGUUUUCACUGGAUGUUCUCGUUUAGUUAUAAGAAUGGGGGCAGCAAUAGUACCACAGCUACCUCACAGUUGCAGUGAUUUUGGAUGCUGAAUAUGUUGAGAGAAUGGAUACUCUGGCUGAUUCAGUGAGAGAAAAAGGACUGUGGAUGAAAGCUGGGUUUAAAUAGGCUGCAGGUGACAAGCUGGAAAUGAAUGGCAGGUGACUCCUGUCUGCUGAGUGGAGACUGGGAGGUGCCUGUCUGUGCAGGCCUGACAAUAUGGUUUUUCCCCACAUCUGAAAGGCUUUGAGUUGAUUGGCUAUUGUAAAUACACUAGUGUAGAUGGGUGAUUGAAUUGAUGGCAACAUGGGAAGUCAUAGAAAGUUGGCAAAGGAUUGAUGUUGUUUUGUGAGCAACAUUGAUCGCUGGACUGAAUGCACCAUUUGUAUCAAAUCAACAACAGCAACCUGCAUUUAAUCAUAACCUCUAAUUGAAGGAAACAGUUAAUCCGACCCUUUUAAUGCUCAUGUUUUUUUUCCUGCAGUUAAUGAAUAUUUAUGCAAAAGAAGACAAUCAAACAGAUUGUUUUAAAUGCUUGUAACUAAAUGACAUUUUGGCCAAAA